CAGGCGCAAUCGGUGUGUAGUGACAUUCCAAACAAAUGCAAAUCUUGACGUUGUUGGUCUCACACUAUCACCGGGAAAGAUGAUGCUCUCACGCAUGAAGCCGGCCAUGGGGCCGGGGGCCGCAUCAGGAGGAAAGGAGCAGAAGAAAAAGAAGAAAUUUCCAAAGUUAGACGAGUUCUUGUCAGCGCGAGAUUACACCGGAGCUAUCACUCUGCUAGAGUUUAGUCGUAACAGUGGAAAGGGAAAUGAAGAAGUAGACAUGUGGAUUGCCUACUGUGCCUUCCACCUGGGAGACUACAAACGAUCUAUGGAGGAAUACGAGAGGCUGUCCAAGAGGGAUGGCUGUCAUCCUGACAUCUUUGCCUUCCUAGCCUGCUGCUACUUCUUCCUAGGGAUGUAUUCCGAUGCUGACACAGCUGUAGCACGAUCUCCCAAGACUCGCCUUCAGAACCGCCUGCAGUUCCACCUGUCUCACAAGUUCAAUGAUGAGCGCCGGUUGAUGGGCCACCACCAGGCCCUGCAGGAUAUCAUCGAGGACCAGCUGUCCCUCGCCUCCAUCCACUACCUUCGCUCACACUACCAAGAGGCCAUCGACAUCUACAAGCGCAUCCUGCUGGAUAAUCGAGACUUCCUGGCACUGAAUGUGUACGUGGCGCUGUGUUACUACAAGCUGGACUACUACGAUGUGUCACAGGAAGUGUUGGCAGUCUACCUUCAGCAGUUUCCAGACAGCGCCAUCGCUCUCAAUCUGAAAGCUUGCAACCACUUCCGUCUGUACAAUGGCAAGGCUGCAGAGGCUGAACUAAAGGCUCUGCAAGAGAUGUCGUCACCGUCCUUCACCUUCGCCCGGGACCUCAUCAAGCAUAAUCUGGUGGUGUUCCGUGGUGGUGAGGGGGCUCUCCAGGUGUUACCUCCACUGAUAGAUGUCAUCCCUGAAGCUCGUCUCAAUCUGGUGAUAUACUACCUCAAGCAGGAUGAUGUGGCUGAAGCGUACAACCUGAUCCGAGACCUGGAACCCACCACACCCCAGGAGUACAUUCUCAAGGGAGUCGUGAAUGCUGCUCUCGGACAGGAGCAGGGCUCAAGAGAGCACUUGAAAAUAGCACAGCAGUAUUUUCAGCUGGUGGGAGGAUCAGCCAGUGAAUGUGAUACCAUCCCCGGGCGUCAAUGCAUGUCGGAGUGCUUCUUCCUUCUCAAGCAGUUUGAAGAUGUGUUGAUCUAUCUCAACUCCAUUAAGAGCUACUUCUACAAUGACGACAUGUUUAACUUCAACUACGCUCAAGCCAAGGCAGCCGUGGGCAACUUCAAGGAGGCAGAGGAGAUCUUCAUGCUGAUACAGAGCGACAAGGUGAAGAAUGACUACAUCUACCUCAGCUGGCUGGCCCGAUGUUAUAUUAUGAACCACAAGGCCAGGUUGGCCUGGGAGCUGUACUUGAAGAUGGAGACGUCGGGGGAGUCAUUCAGCCUGCUGCAGCUCAUUGCUAAUGACUGCUACAAGAUGGGACAGUUCUACUAUGCAGCUAAAGCGUUUGAUGUUCUGGAACGCCUGGACCCCAACCCUGAGUACUGGGAGGGCAAGCGAGGCGCCUGUGUCGGCGUGUUCCAGAUGAUCAUUGCCGGACAUGAGCAGAGGGAGAUGCUGCGUGAUGUCAUCAACAUGCUGCGUAAUACCAGCAACCCACAGGUGGAGUACAUCAUCAGGACCAUGAAGAAGUGGGCCAAGGAGAACCUGGUUCCUCUGCCCUGAGAGUGUCACAUCCCUGUAUAAUAAAGGAGAACCUGGUUCCUUUGCCUUCAGCAUCUCACAUCCCCAUAUAAGCCAAGGAGAACCUGGUUCCUCUGCCUUAGGCAUCUCACAUCCCCGUAUAAGAACCUGGUUCCUCUGCCCUGAGUCUCACAUCCCUGUAAAGGCCAAGGAGAACCUGGUUCCUCUGCCCUGAGUCUCACAUCCCUGUAUAGGCCAAGGAGAACCUGGUUCCUCUGCCUUAAGCAUCUCACAUCCCUGUGUAAGCCAAGGAGAACCUGGUUCCUCUGCCUUGAGCAUCUCACAUCCCCGUAUAAGAACCUGGUUCCUCUGCCCUGAGUCUCACAUCCCUGUAAAGGCCAAGGAGAACCUGGUUCCUCUGCCCUGAGUCUCACAUCCCUGUAUAGGCCAAGGAGAACCUGGUUCCUCUGCCUUAAGCAUCUCACAUCCCUGUGUAAGCCAAGGAGAACCUGGUUCCUCUGCCUUGAGCAUCUCACAUCCCCGUAUAAGAACCUGAUUCCUCUGCCCUGAGUCUCACAUCCCUGUAAAGGCCAAGGAGACCUUGGUUUCUCUGCCCUGAGUGUCACAUCCCUGUAUAAUCCAGGAGAACCUGGUUCCUCUGCCCUGAGUCCCACAUCCCUCUAAAGUCCAAGGAGACCCUGGUUCCUCUGCCCUGAGUGUCACAUCCCUGUAUAAUCCAGGAGAACCUGGUUCCUCCGCCCUGAGUGUCACAUCCCUGUAAAGGCCAAGGAGACCCUGGUUCCUCUGCCCUGAGAGUCACAUCCCUGUAUAGGCCAAGGAGAACCUGGUUUCUCAGCCUUGAGCAUCUUGCAUCCCUGUAUAGUCAUCAUGACCAUUGACAUACAUGUUCAUCGAGAUCUCCAUCAGAGUUCUGCCCUUACACUGGUCCACUAGGUGACAAUACUUCGGGAAGAUGUUCCACAAGUACACAGUGCAACUGUCAUAAGUCUAUGUUUAAGUGCGGGCUAACAGUAGUUUCUAGGUUUGUUUUGAGAAAAGAGGCACAGGAUCACUAAUUUACAAUCAGGUUAGAGCUUACAUCGCUUGUGGUAAAUAUAAAGUCUCAGUCAGCUUUAGAACUAAAGUCAAAUGCUUUACUAGCCCAGUUAAAGAUAAAAUGCCCUUGUAAUGUUAAAACAUUGGUGAAAUGGGAAAAUUUGUGCUAGGCCCAGGUUAGUGGGCUAGUGUUAAGUUCUACACCUAUCAGUCACUUAUGUUGUUGUAUUAUUUUAAUCUCCUCAAUAAAGGACAAACUGGCUGAAUAGUUUCAUUGAAAGCUUAGGGAAAUCGUCUUAAAUAAUUGUUUACUAUUGCACUGGUCUGGUUUGCGCCCUUAAGGGUUAUAUUGGUCUAACCCUGAAAAACAAAUCCAACAUGCCAUGGUCCUUUUGUGUCUCAUUUGUUACAACUAUUUGAGUUUAAAUAUUGAAACUAAUCUUAGCCCUAAGUAAUCCAAUACGUUUCCUUAUGAAGCUGAUUUUCUAUUUCCUGGCUCACAUAAAAAAAUUUCACAUCUUUAAACCUCUGUCCCACUUACACAGCAUCAUGAAUACAUACUACUCAAAAGAAGUUAAAGAACUCUCAUUCAUAUUACUAUAGUUAAUCUAUCAUGGCUGGUGGGUACACACAGCUUUUCUAGGUGUUCUUUAACUUGUUUUGAGGAGUAUAUUAUAUUAUAUAGAUGUAUGUCUAUUAUAGUGUUUUUCAUUAAACACAGAGCCAAAUUAUCAUUUGACGUGAUCAGCUUAUUUGCAGUCUAAUGUGAAGCAAGAGACUUGGCCCAUUGUCAUGAUGUUGCAAGUUAAUCAUGAUAGGGCUGUUUUGCCGACCAUAAUGCUGAUUCAUUUGUGACAGGGAAGUAUCCUGAUUUCCUACCAGGAUCCAGGCUUAUCUGAUGUUAAGUCUUAUCAUCUAGUUACAUUACACAAGGAAGGAUGUAAGGUUCUGUUGUAUAUUUAUUUUAAUGCAUAAUGCCAUUUCUAAAUGUGUACAUAAAUUGUUAAUACUUUGUACAAAUAAAAUGGAAGUUUUGAAUAUGUGCUUAAGUCAUGUCUUUUCACAGUGAUAUUCGUCCAACUGUACCCUUUGUUAAUCUGCACAUUCCAAGAUUUUGUGCAUGAUGCGUUGUCAGAAGUGUUAUUUAUAUAAAUAAAUGUUUGGAAUAGA
Messenger RNA from Haliotis rufescens (red abalone), 3931 nucleotides. Its product is annotated as intraflagellar transport protein 56-like. Gene Ontology annotation, cellular component: ciliary base; intraciliary transport particle B; ciliary basal body. The record is from RefSeq and is a predicted model, not a curated record. Gene Ontology annotation, biological process: intraciliary anterograde transport; intraciliary transport involved in cilium assembly. NCBI's taxonomy places the organism in Eukaryota, Metazoa, Mollusca, Gastropoda, Lepetellida, Haliotidae. Bases 80 to 1747 code for a protein of 555 amino acids. The transcript is spliced from 17 exons. Gene Ontology annotation, molecular function: protein binding; intraciliary transport particle B binding.